AGGUUGGUAUCUGGGUGGGUCUCAUGUUUUCAGCUGCUGCUGCUGCUUGAAUAACUCAUCGCCCUUCCACCACCACCUUGCUAAUAAGCAAAACAACACCCAUAUUUCUUAAAAUAUUUAUUUCAAAACCUAUUCGACUUGAAAAUGAAGGGGUGCAUGUUUAACAUUGACAAUGGUUACUUGGAAGGUCUUUGUCGUGGAUUCAAGACUGGCAUUUUAACCCAAAACGAUUAUCUCAAUCUGGUUCAGUGUGAAACCUUGGAAGAUCUGAAACUACAUCUCGCCGGAACUGAUUACGGCAACUUUUUGGCAAACGAGCCCAGCCCGAUUGCUGUGUCCACCUUGGAUGAAAAACUAAGGGAGAAAGUCGUUCACGAAUUUCAACAUAUGAGGAACUGCGCCGUGGAACCACUUUCUACUUUUCUUGAUUACAUUACGUAUUCGUACAUGAUUGAUAACAUCGUUCUGCUGAUAACUGGCUCCUUACACCAGCGCCCAUUGCAAGAACUUCUCCCGAAAUGUCAUCCAUUGGGAUCUUUUGAGCAAAUGGAGGCGAUUCAUAUCGCAACUACACCAGCCGAGUUGUACAAUGCAGUUCUCGUGGACACUCCACUGGCACCAUUCUUCCAGGACUGCAUUAGUGAAGCAGAUUUGGAUGAAAUGAACACAGAGUUGAUUCGAAAUACUCUGUACAAGGCGUAUCUCGAGUCAUUUUAUGACUUUUGCAAGGAGCUGGGUGGAGAAACUGCGGAUGUCAUGUGCGAAAUAUUAGCUUUUGAAGCAGAUCGUCGUGCUCUGAUCAUUACUAUUAAUUCCUUUGAUACUGAGUUGUCGAAGGAGGACCGAGCCCGACUUUUCCCACGUUGUGGAAAACUGCAUCCCGAUGGAUUGGCAGCACUGGCCAGAGCUGAUGAUUAUGAGCAGGUGCGAAGCGUGGCAGAAUACUAUGCAGAAUAUCAAGUGUUAUUUGCUAAUGCGGGACAAAACACUGAAGAAAAGACACUAGAGGACAGAUUCUUUGAAUAUGAGGUCAAACUCAAUGUCCACGCCUUCCUGAGACAAUUUCAUUUCGGCGUCUUUUAUUCGUAUCUGAAACUGAAAGAGCAGGAAUGCCGAAAUGUCGUCUGGAUCGCAGAAUGUGUCGCACAACGACAUCGUGCCAAGAUUGACAAUUACAUUCCAAUCUUGUAAGAUGAAUAUCAACAAUUCUCCUUCCUCCCUACAAACUAUUCCACACGCAACUAUGAGGACUUUAGCAUCAGAGUUUGUGUUUGUCAGCUAUGCAAACUUUGAUCAGAAAAAAAUCAAUCAAUUUAUCAUUUUGUGAUAAGUACAGUUAGUAAACUAAUUUCUGUAGUAGUUUCAAACAAAAAUAAAUACAUUCCAGGUAGAGCGAAAUUUAUUCAACUGCCAUAAGCAGUGAGUACAAUAGGUCUGAGAGAGAUCGCUAUUCAUCACGUAGUUUUGUUUCUAGUCCUAGUAUUACCAUUCAUUGAUUUAUUAUUGUAAAAUUGUUCUUGUUUCUGUUGGAUUUGCGGACUGAGAAAUCAUUAGCAUUUUCCUUGUCCCAGUUUUUAUCCUGGAAGAAUUUUAUAAAGCGUGCAAAUGAAUAAGAAAUAAAUAAUACAUGUGUAUCCAUUAAGCGUAA
Messenger RNA from Folsomia candida, 1648 nucleotides. It is a transcript of the gene VhaAC39-1, whose product is annotated as V-type proton ATPase subunit d. The coding region runs from base 145 to 1191 and encodes 348 amino acids. NCBI's taxonomy places the organism in Eukaryota, Metazoa, Arthropoda, Collembola, Entomobryomorpha, Isotomidae. Gene Ontology annotation, biological process: vacuolar transport; proton transmembrane transport; vacuolar acidification. Gene Ontology annotation, molecular function: proton-transporting ATPase activity, rotational mechanism. The transcript has 6 exons. Gene Ontology annotation, cellular component: vacuolar proton-transporting V-type ATPase complex; plasma membrane proton-transporting V-type ATPase complex; lysosomal membrane. The record is from RefSeq and is a predicted model, not a curated record.